UGUUUUCCUUCCAUUCCUUAUAACUCGCAGGGAUCUCGAGUUAUGGGAAAGUGGAAGUGAGCGAAAAUCUUCAUUUUUUUUUACCCAAGAGCAGGUGUUGACCCUGACGUUGGAUAUGUGACUUAAAGAUGAGUUCUUCCCUCUGGAAUGGACGAGCGGGCGGAAAUUCUUCACACAAGAAUUACAAGUACAGACGUCUUUCCAGCGCUGAGAAUGGAGCAGGUAACGGGUACAUAUCAUGUGAAGAGGACGAGGAGGAGAUAUUCACAUCACAGGCCUUUGAGCUGAAGAAGAUUGUGAAGAAGUCUGAUGGUCAGGAGAAGAAGGGCUCAUCUGGCAGCAGCCCAGUUAAAUUCGUCACUGAAUAUGAGCAGCUGAUUGAUAGACCCAUACAAAGUGGAGAGACGCUCAGGAGCAUAUCUCUGAAGUACAGGAUUCCGGUAUCAGAACUGAAGAGAAUAAACAAGAUCUUCCAAGAGAACGAAUUCUUUGCCCUAAACUCUUUGAAGAUUCCGGUGAAACCCAACUCUGUUUUGGCGGAGAUGCUUGAGGAAGAGGACAAGCAGAGGCAGGAGAAUGUUGCCAGUACUCGAGCUGCAGUAUUGGGCACGAGGAGUGUCAGCAGCUGCAGUGAGUAUGAGAGUGACUCUGAGAUGCAUGUAGGCUACAUUAGCAUCAACCGCAUCUUGAAAGACACUCGCACCAAGAAGGAUGCCAAGAGGUUCCUGGACAACAUGAAGCGAGACCUGGCCCAGAUCCGUGAAAAGACCAGCACAUACAAGGAGUCCCUAGAUGAAGCUGCAGCCACUCUCACAGACCUGCGGUUUCGGCCCCUGGAGCAGCCAGACAAGUGCGAGGGGGCUGACUGGGGCAUCAGCUGGUGGAAGAUGAUGGUGGCUGCAGCAAUCCUCCUGAUUGGGAUUCCCUUGCUCUUCUUUUGGUAUUCAAGUCACAGUAGCUUUGAUGAUGGACAAGGAGGGACAGGUUAGGGAGAGAGGACUUUGAACAACUCAGGAGCACUGAGGAGCUUAGCAGAGUAAGCUCCUCAUCAAGUAUAUUAGAAACUUCCUUUUCUGGACUCUCCCUUUUCUUGCUCCUCCAAAAUAUUGAUUUAUCUCCAGUGUUUACCUAUUUGAGGAGGAAACAUGUUUAUAAUUUGUGCAUCCAUGAAACAAAGAGAAACCUUAGUGUGAUCUUUGUUGUGUAUUAUAUGGUCUACAAAUGGAACAAACUAAUAAUUUCAGCAAGUCUUAUUCCACUUUGUGUUCGAAUUUGAUUCAAGACAGAUUGUAUGUUAGGGUGAAGUGACGGCUAUGUGGAUGUUUAUGGGGGCAUUUGUGUGUGUGAGUGAGUGUGUGAGAGUGUGAGAAUGUGAGAAUGUGA
Molecule: messenger RNA, 1383 nt
Organism: Penaeus monodon (black tiger shrimp)
Lineage: Eukaryota; Metazoa; Arthropoda; Malacostraca; Decapoda; Penaeidae
Product: lysM and putative peptidoglycan-binding domain-containing protein 3-like
Exons: 3
Coding region: 129-989 (286 amino acids)
Source: RefSeq, a predicted model, not a curated record